Messenger RNA from Lytechinus variegatus (green sea urchin), 2536 nucleotides. RefSeq names its product calponin homology domain-containing protein DDB_G0272472-like. Lineage: Eukaryota; Metazoa; Echinodermata; Echinoidea; Temnopleuroida; Toxopneustidae. Bases 1 to 843 code for a protein of 280 amino acids. The transcript has 8 exons. The record is from RefSeq and is a predicted model, not a curated record.
AUGGACAGUGUUUAUCAAUCUAAUGCUGGUAUUGCAAUUGAUGACUCUGACUGUUACCAACCAGACAGCUUACCAGAGGCUGUAGAGAGCGUGUCCAAGGCCCAGAAGCAGCAAGCAAGUGAGAUCCAGCAACACCAACAACUCUUGGCCACCCUACAGGAGGAGUUGCUUCAGGCACAAAAGCAUUUAGUUUCCCUAAAAGAAGAGCUGAGGGAGUGUUUAAGGAAGAUUUGCCUUGCCCAGGAAAACCACUGUAAAGGGAAGGCACACACUCAAGAAUUACAGGAAGCUAUUGACGCUACAGUUCUUGAGAAUGUCAGUCUAAAGCAGAUGAUAAAAAGGACAGAAGCAGAUAGGAUAAGAGAAGAAAGAAUGUACAAGGAGUAUGGUGAAAAGAUGGACAAGUAUAAACAAGCGGUUUUAGAGAUGGAAGCCAACUCUCCUGAUCACCGGGAGCUUGCCGAACAGAAAAAGAUCUGUGAAGACAUGGAGAAGAAAAGAGCAGAAUUAAAAGCUGAGGUGGAAAUGGAUGAAGAGAGUGGGGAGCUGUUAGCCAAACGUAGACUGGAGGAUGAAUUACAUCAACUACAAAUUACCAAAGCUGAUCGACAACAGAAGCUUAAUCAACUCAAACAGGAGAUUACCAAGGAAAAUUCCAAGCAAGCUGGAAUUCAACAAGAUAUUGAUGUAUUGCAGAAGCGCAACAAGGCGCAGUUGACACGUCUGAAAUGCCAACUUAAAGAAGCACAGCUGAGGAACUGGCAAUGGGGCCAAGAAUCAGAGCAGCUAGAAGCUCAACUGGAACAGCUGAAAAAGAAUGAAUCAUCCAUGGCCCAGAACUGAAGAUGGAUGAAGGAUUGAAACAAAGCACGACAAGACUAGACAUAUGAAAAAGGAAAGCUAGCUCCAGAAGAGAGGCUGGUCUAGUUGAGAAUUACGAGGCAGCCAAGGGUAAAUGAAACACAACUAUCAUAAAAGAAUAUCUUACAAGAAUGACUUUGGAUUGUUUUCUCCCCUAUUCUCUUUUUCCUUUUAUUGGGUGAAGAUAGGGACUAUUAAAUGACUUCUGCACUAAUAAUAAAAAUAAUGCAGUUCUAUAUCGCCUAUAUCACAUUAUGAUGUAACAUCCCUAUGCACUUCCAUAGGACAUAGAGAUCAAUCUGUAAUAUCAAGCAGGGAUGCCAGUUUUCAGGCAAAAGCCUAAAUUCAGGCUCUGGCCAUUUGUUUUCAGGCCAUAGAUUUAGUACUUUCGUGUACAAAAUAUUGUUUUCUAGGUGAUUUUCAGGCCCUCUGAUCAAAUCCGACUGGCAUCCCUAAUCAAGACUGUAUGUUAUUCAGAGUACAGAUUACUCUGCCUAAGUUUAAAAUAUUUGUUCAAUAACAAAUAUUGGCAUGAUCAGGAGGCCAUUUUAUGAAAAGUUAAGUAAAACUUAAAAUCAUGCUAAAGAGCCAAUAACAAUUGAUGCAUAUUAUACUUCAUGUGUAGUCUCAAUGAUGAAAACCUAUAUGGAGCUAUCAUGCAUACUCAGAGCAUUGUCUGACCAAUGCUUUAAUUUUUCAUACAUCACACACAGCUGUGAAUUAAAGUGUGAUUUUCAUUGAUAUAUCACUUAAAGACCCCUGGGCUGAAUUCAGUUUUGAUAUAGCGCUAUUUGACUGAAGCUAAAAAAAAUAAAGACGUAUUUCACACAGUUCUUACUUUGGUGUCUACCUUUUAUUAAUAAAUAUCAAUAUAAACAAUAUUUUGUUUGACAUCAUUAUUAUCAAACAGUUGUAUUCUGUAAUCCACAAAGAACUGUUGGCCAUUCCAUCGUUUCUUUUAUCUGUGCCAUACAUACUAGGCUUACUAGCAAUAGCAAAAUACAUAGAAUUUGUAUCAAAAUUGCUACAAAAUACAAGUGCAACAAAAAUAAAUCAAAAGAUGAAUACAAAAUUGUAAAACUGAAUACAUCAAAUAUGAAACAAAAAAUAUUGACAUAGUUUAAGAUGCAUAAGUCUAUAAUAAACAAGAGAAAGUAAUGAUAUUGUAUAUGUCCAUAUUUUCUUUAUGAAUAUGAUUCUGUUGAGACAUAUCUCAAGAAAAGUUCUGUACAAUAAGUUUUUUGAUAAUGCCAAAUUUGGGUUUGUCAGUUUCUGCAGUUCAUUAUUAAUUUCACUGCAAAUAAAAACUGACUUCCUUUUUUUUUCAAAAUUAAUAUCCCUUUACUGUGUAAAGAAUAGCAAAACACAUCUUAUUCUUCAAAAAAUAAGUUUCCUUAUUCAGCCCAUAGAUAAAGGCAAAUACAAUGUAUGUAUCAAAUGUAUGAAUCAUAUCUGUUAAUGACAUUACUCAUUAUAACUGUACAUACAAAGACAUUAAAUCCGUGAACGUGCAUUAUUUUUCACAAUGAAACAUUUUAAUACGAGGUUUUCAGUCCUAAAUAAUCAUUUAAUGAUUAUUAAAAAUUGUUAUGUCAUAACUUCUGUCCAAGACUAGUUCAAUUCUAUUACAUUAUUUUACAAAAAAAAAAAAACAGUGAGGCAUAUUCUAAUUCAU